This is a messenger RNA of Necator americanus (New World hookworm), 3045 nucleotides long. RefSeq lists its product as uncharacterized. Gene Ontology annotation, cellular component: cytoplasm; nucleus. The coding region runs from base 1 to 3045 and encodes 1014 amino acids. NCBI's taxonomy places the organism in Eukaryota, Metazoa, Nematoda, Chromadorea, Rhabditida, Ancylostomatidae. The record is from RefSeq and is a predicted model, not a curated record. Gene Ontology annotation, biological process: peptidyl-serine phosphorylation; signal transduction; regulation of gene expression. The transcript is spliced from 28 exons. Gene Ontology annotation, molecular function: protein serine/threonine kinase activity; ATP binding.
AUGUUCGUAGUGGAGAGACGCGCAGACUCGAACGUAGAUCACAUGUCCGCUAUUUGUGAUCUCGAACUCGAAAAUGAUCGAAUCAAUCCGAUAAUCGGAGAGGACGUCUUCCUUACAGAACCUUUCAAGUGUACAGAACGAUGCAUUUGUCGUAAAACACCAUUUCAUCAGAACAACAACCAGAUCACUCCGAUAACGUCAGCCAGUCAACAGUCUCAGCUAUCUAUAAAAUCCGAGCCAAGCUGGCCGUGGGGUGGCUAUUUCGACCGCAGUUUCACGGCACCCGACUUUCCGCACAUAUCUUCACACAGUGCAUCGUGGGAUGAAGUAUUCUCUAGACCUCUGGUGGCUCUAGAUGGGCACAACUUCAUAAAGGAAAUAUUUGUCAAUGAUCGUCACCUGGUGAAACCAGAUGCAAUACAAAACAGCGAGCCUCCAAAAUUUGUCGAACCUAGACAAAAAUUCCAACGCUUUCGCCAGAAAAAGUUUGUUUGCGACGAGUGCGACAGAUCAUUUACAAUGAAGCAAAAUGUUCAGCAACACUUCUUCCAGUACCACAAUCCGAAUGGAGCAAGAAAGAAGGCGGUGAGAACGAUCUCCAAGCGUUUUCAAUGCACGAAGUGUAACAAGAUAUUCAAAACCCUAGAGAAAGCUAAGAGGCACGAAGUACGCAUGCAUGGGGAAAAAAUUUCACCAAGUGUAUUCGUCUGUCAUCACUGUAAUAAGGUCUACAAUGCCCACAGUCAGCUGAAAGAGCACGUUGACGUCGUACACGAGAACCGCCGUCCUUACAAAUGCGAACAUUGUGGGGUGAACUUUGGUCGCGCGGGAGGACUUCGACGCCAUGACAUGAUGGUGCAUCAACAGAGGACUCACGCCUGCCCAUACAAGGAGUGCAAACAUCCUGGUUACAAAUGCACCAAGGCAUUGGCAGCGCACAUUCGAUCUGUCCACACAAUGGAUCGUCCGUUCAAGUGCUUGUUUUGUGAGAAAACAUUUGUGCGCAAGAACGAUCUUAAAGUUCAUGAGACGACACACUCUACACAGUGUGAGUACAUGUGUGCAAAAUGCAAUAGCUCGUUUCGACGUUCAAUUUACCUGCAGAAACACGAAAAACGCUGCAAUGGGGAAGGAAGACGGAAGUCGGCGAGACUCGAGUCACAAAAACUUAAUUCGUUAACCAACAUAGAAGAAACGAGCAUAGAUGAUUCAGAGACUUCAGUAAAGGUUGCUCUCCAGCUGACAAAGGAUGUGAUUAGUGAUGAGAAGAAUAUGAAAGUUGCAAAGCGAAAAGACGACUCUUUUGGAAUGGAAUCAGUGUGUGCUCAGACGGAAGACGAUUUCGAAACUGCGGAACGAAGGCGUGUUGAACGCCCUUUAGAGAUUUUGGAAGAAGGAGAACUACCUAAAAGUCUCAGCCUAGAGUCAACAAAUACCGUUCAUUAUAAUGGUCUUUUGUGUGAUUCGAAUUCAGGAUUGAAGCAAAAAUCAUCCUCCCCAAAUAAAAGACAUAGGAAAACGCUAUUGAAGUUGCCGAGGAAGUCUGUCACGCGAUGUGAUAAGGAAAAGCCUGACGUUAGAGAGGGAAAGAGAAUCAAUUCAAUGCGAAGCUGCAGUGAAAUAGAUGACGAUAAGAAGCGCAUCGAAUCUGAAGGAAAUGCGUUUAAGAUCGAACCACUUGAAGAGGGGGAAAUUCCACCGACUUCUGCAAAGAAGGAAAUUUUUGCUCGAAAACAAGAUGACAGCAUUGAAGGAAUCCUGCGCAAACGGAUAAGGUAUGAGCCCCGCGAAGAAGCAGUGGUACCAAAGAAACGGCCACGUCCUGUAUUUAAUCUAUCAAUUCUGUCGCGGAAAUAUCCUUCCGAAUUCGUCAAGAAAGAUAAAAUUGAAAAUAAGAGAUAUGCUAGGAAGAUGGCCGAAGCAGAAAAAACGACAUCCAUACAAGCUCCGAUAUCCACACAAGCUCCUCCAAAGUCCACUAUGACGCAGUCCAUCAUGCCAAUGCCAGAGUACAAGGAACCAGAUGAUGUUCGUUUACUCGAUUAUGGAGAAUUUCUGAUCACUGACAAAAAAGAGAAAUAUUCGGUAAUGGAUAUAAUAGUUCUGGCCUCACAUGGAGUUUUAAUGAGAGUGGAGAAAAGUGACGACGGAAAGUUGCUUUGUGCAAAGAUCCAAGCGAAUAAAAUCACUAAGAAGCAAUAUCCUGGAGACUUUCGAAGAGAAUUAAAGGCUCUGCAGAUGCUCGAAGAAAAGAAGUCAGGAAACAAGUAUCUACCAAGGCUAUGGGGAUUCGGCAAGACAGAUGAGAUAACAUUUUUCAUUACGGACCAUGUUGGAGAAACGUUACAAAGGCAACUGCUUAAAUUUGGACAACUUAGCCCUUCAUCAGCAUAUCGAAUUUGUCGUUACAUAAUCAGUGCAGUAAAAACGAUCCACGCAUUUGGGAUUGUUCAUGGAAAUAUUCGUCCCUCAGCAAUUCUAGUUGGUGGUCCUCAUGAGAGAGACAUUGUACGGCUGUUCGGGUUUCAAUUCAGCUCCGAGCAUCCGCAAAAGAAAGAUGACACCGAAGCAAUAGGAUAUCCACUCGACCAAUAUACGGCUCGUGCAAUACACAAAUGCGAACGAGCCAAACCGAUACAUGAUAUGGAGAUGUAUAUUCAUCUAAUGUACAGCUUGACCAUCGGGUUGCCGUGGAGCAAAGCAAAAACUCUAAAAGCGCUGACUUCUGCCAAGGAGUCGUUUUGGAAAAAGGCCGUUCACCAAAACUGGGGAAGAACUCCACAGACUGUUCAAUAUUUGGCUACAAUAAUGGAUAAAGAACCGGACAUGAAGAUCGAUUAUGUGGGAAUAGAGCAUGACUUGGACGACCUACUGCAAGUGCUCCCACCUGGUAACUGCUUCGAAUGGGAAGACGCUUCUGCUCUUACAUGUCAACCCCAAAGGAAAGGACCAACCGUAAUCCAACCGCUGGACAUCGGUGUCGCAAAAGGACAUAAACGCACUGUAGUUGAGCGUUGUGAAGCUGUUCUGCAGCCAGAUCUCUGA